Messenger RNA from Haemonchus placei, 648 nucleotides. NCBI's taxonomy places the organism in Eukaryota, Metazoa, Nematoda, Chromadorea, Rhabditida, Trichostrongylidae. The record is from the annotation of a GenBank genome assembly.
AUGAACUCAAACUUCUUACGUCGUUUACGAACUGCUAAAUCGUUAAACGCUGUACUUACUGAUCGGUUGGGCGGUCGUCAAUCAAAAAAACUUGUCAUAGAUUAUUCUAGUCCGAAUAUCGCAAAGCAGUUUCAUAUAGGAAAUCUACGAUCGACAUUAAUCGGUAGAUAUCUUGAUAAGGUUCAUCGUGCUAUUGGUGAUGACGUGACCACAGUGAACUACCUCGGUGACUGGGGUACGCAAUUUGCGAUGAUUUCUACAUACUGGCCACAGGUGCGGCCAUCGGAUUCAUAUUGGAACUCAUGUGGUGAUGUUGACAAAAUUCGAGCCCUGACUGAUUGUUACGUUGUUGCAAACAGAAAAGGGAAGGUGGAUGAGAAUUUCAGGGAGAAGGUUCGCGAAACAUACGCAGAAAUGGAGAACAGCAUAGCGACGUAUGUGCCAUUCAUAUUCAAAGUCACGAAGGAAGUGGGAAAUGUAGAUUUUUACAGAGGAGACUUAUCCUCUCCAACUAUGCAACUGUGGCGGGACAUUCGAGAGCUUUCCGAACGACAUUUGAACCAUUUCUACUCCAUGUUGAACAUUGAAUUCGAUAGGUUCGCUUUGAGCUUUAUUUUUUCUCAUAACUACAUAUUCUGGAUCUGUUAG